This is a messenger RNA of Suillus clintonianus, 375 nucleotides long. RefSeq lists its product as uncharacterized. NCBI's taxonomy places the organism in Eukaryota, Fungi, Basidiomycota, Agaricomycetes, Boletales, Suillaceae. The record is from RefSeq and is a predicted model, not a curated record. The annotation marks the transcript as partial. The transcript has a single exon.
AUGACGGAUUAUGUUCCAUUAACGGAUCACAAAGUCAGCAGGAUAUCUAAUGAAUCCCUUAAGGCUGAGGGACGUGGAACAGUCGAACUAGUAAGUACGGUAAAUAAGCAGCAGGUAACCUGCAAACUUAAAAAUGUACUAUAUGUACCGCGUGCCUCAAACAACCUUCUAUCUAUCAUGCGCCUAGAUAGAGAGGGAGGACAUGCCAUAAUGGGUAACGGUGUAGUAACCUUAAAAGUGCGCGGAGGAUGCACAAUAGCCAAAGGGAAGCUUCAAAACGGGUUGUAUUUAUUAAACUCUUGGGCUAAGUUACAUCCAAUAACUAAAAUAUAUACUACUCGAGAUGAAAAACCUGUAGAUUGGCUUACCUGGCAU